AGAAGCAACAUCACUUCGCUUUGACAAAAGCUAGAACUAAAUCAAAUCAUGAGAGAAGUCAUUUCAAUUCAUAUUGGCCAAGCUGGAGUCCAAAUGGGGAAUGCCUGUUGGGAAUUAUAUUGCCUAGAACAUGGUAUUCAGCCGGAUGGGUUGAUGCCUAGCGAUGAUUCGAUUGGAGUGGCCGAUGAUUCCUUCAACACGUUUUUCUCCGAAACAAGCGGUGGCAAACACGUUCCUCGGGCCAUGUUUAUUGAUUUAGAGCCAAGUGUUGUUGAUGAGGUUCGUACUGGGACCUACCGCCAACUGUUUCAUCCAGAGCAAUUGAUCACAGGGAAGGAAGAUGCCGCCAAUAAUUACGCUCGUGGUCACUAUACCAUUGGAAAGGAAUUAAUUGACGUUUCGAUGGAAAAGAUUCGUAAGCUCUGUGAUCAGUGCUCAGGUCUACAAGGAUUUUUGGUAUUUCAUUCUUUCGGAGGAGGCACAGGUUCAGGAUUUGCGUCCCUAUUGAUGGAAAGGUUAUCGCUCGAUUUUGGAAAGAAGUCAAAAUUGGGAUUCUCUAUAUACCCUGCACCUCAAAUAUCAACAGCAAUUGUGGAGCCAUACAACGCGCUUCUAUAUACGCAUACAACCUUGGAACAUUGUGAUGUGGCCUUUUUAGUUGACAACCAAGCCAUCUAUGACAUUUGUAGGAUCAACCUUGAGCUGACAAGACCAACAUACACCAAUCUCAAUCGACUAAUAGCGCAAAUCAUUUCAUCAAUUACUGCUUCGUUGCGAUUUGAUGGUGCUUUAAACGUUGACUUAAAUGAAUUUCAAACUAAUUUGGUUCCAUAUCCGCGGAUCCAUUACCCGUUAGCCACGUAUGGGCCAGUUAUCUCUUCCUCUAAGGCAUACCAUGAGAAACUCUCUGUUGAUGAAAUCACAAAGAAUUGCUUCGAACCAAACAGCCAGAUGGUAAAAUGUGACCCCAGGAAAGGAAAGUAUAUGGCCGUGUGUCUUCUUUAUCGUGGAGAUGUUGUGCCAAAAGACGUCAAUGGAGCCAUAGCACAAAUGAAAGUGCAAAAAACAGUUCAGUUUGUCGAUUGGUGCCCAACCGGUUUCAAAGUUGGGAUCAAUUAUCAACCCCCAACUGUGGUCCCUGGAGGGGAUUUGGCAAAAGUCCAUCGUGCAGUGUGUUGCUUAAGCAAUACAACCGCAAUUCAGGAGGCUUGGGCACACUUGGACCACAAGUUUGACCUCAUGUAUGCAAAGCGAGCAUUUGUGCAUUGGUAUGUUGGGGAGGGUAUGGAGGAAGGCGAAUUCUCUGAAGCUCGGGAGGACAUCGCUGCUCUGGAGCUAGACUAUCAAGAGGUGGGAAGUGAUGCUCUUUCUGAUGAAGAACAAUCUUACGCUGACGAUGGUUGAGGCAAAAGAUAUAUGAAAUAUUACGAAACAUAUAAGAUUUUUUUGUUAUUGUUGGCCCUAAUACAAAUACAUUCAUUGGUUCAAAGUAGUUUCAAAGAGCACGAGCUGAAAAGUACAAACGUGAAAUUCUUAAUUCGGCAAGGAGAAUACAAACGCAGAUGGA
Molecule: messenger RNA, 1567 nt
Organism: Tigriopus californicus
Lineage: Eukaryota; Metazoa; Arthropoda; Copepoda; Harpacticoida; Harpacticidae
Product: tubulin alpha-1C chain-like
Exons: 4
Coding region: 49-1404 (451 amino acids)
Biological process (GO): mitotic cell cycle; microtubule cytoskeleton organization
Cellular component (GO): microtubule; cytoplasm
Molecular function (GO): structural constituent of cytoskeleton; GTP binding
Source: RefSeq, a predicted model, not a curated record